Notothenia coriiceps (black rockcod) is the source of this 3070-nucleotide messenger RNA. It is a transcript of the gene tbx1, whose product is annotated as T-box transcription factor 1. NCBI's taxonomy places the organism in Eukaryota, Metazoa, Chordata, Actinopteri, Perciformes, Nototheniidae. Gene Ontology annotation, molecular function: DNA-binding transcription factor activity, RNA polymerase II-specific; RNA polymerase II cis-regulatory region sequence-specific DNA binding. Gene Ontology annotation, cellular component: nucleus; chromatin. The transcript has 7 exons. The record is from RefSeq and is a predicted model, not a curated record. Gene Ontology annotation, biological process: positive regulation of DNA-templated transcription; cell fate specification; regulation of transcription by RNA polymerase II. Bases 1069 to 2451 code for a protein of 460 amino acids.
CCUGCUGAUGCCCGUAGAGCUGCUGUAGCAUGUGUAGCCUUUGAACUGACACAACACCCGAGAAUCUGCUCGGUUAAUCGAGAUUUUCAAAGCGCAAAACCACAUUUGAAAUGCAUGAAUGAAGUUAGAACACAUUUAUUCUGGCACAGCUGUUGAAAUAUAAUGCAAUUCAGUCCUAGUAGUGACACUCGGGGAGAAGUCUAAACACAGAGCAACAACAGGGGUGGAAAAAAGUUUCCAAAACUCAAAAGUGUUCAACAAAAGAAAAUCGACUUUAUUCGUAGCGAGGAUCACAUACAUAAAAGACGAGACCAAGAGGCGGAGGGUUUACAUGGGCACCCUGUGCGUAAUGGUAAAAACAGACCAUAAUGAGCAUAUCCAGCUCGGAGAGGGUGAUCAUCCAGUCCAUAGAUCUAUUUGUCCAAUAACGAGAAAGCAACAGUCACCUGCUGCCUAUUUGUUUGUUCAUGCAAAUCAGUGUGUUUACCUUGUAAACCGUUUACUCUCCUCUCUGCCGGGCACAUCCUCUAUUGUUUGCUAACGGGGGGUGUUGUGGGCGAUACCUUAUCCAAAAGUUAAAUGAGUGCCGGAAAGCCCAUUAAAAAGGGGCGCACUUCACUGUCAAUCAGUCUCGUCCCAAGGCGAGGAAAGGGCACAUUACCUGCAGUUCCUUAUCUAAAUAGAAAUAAGAACCGGUUUUAUCGCAAAGGGGAGGCCCUCUGCGUCAGAUAAGAGAGGUGACUGGGUUGCAGUGUAACACACUGACGCAGAGCACAACAGAGGCGGAAUCGAUCCGCAGCAAACACUCACUCACACGAAGCUCGUUUCUGCGAGCAGCUUUCACCGCAGGGUUUUGGAGACAUUUCGUCACUAUUCGGACUCUUUUAGAUCAGGCACACUGUAGCAUGCUGGAUGCAACCUCAGGGAUUAUUGAGCAGCCGAGACGGAAACCUUUAAACCGAAAGGGGUGCAUUUGUGUGUGACAUCUGCACCUGGAUAUCACUGUUUUUACUUUCUGUAUAACCGAGAAAAAGUGCACGGCAUAUUUAGUAAAUCCAGUCUUUUGGGAUGAUUUCAGCCAUAUCCAGUCCGUGGCUGACGCAGCUGUCCCAUUUUUGCGAUGUUGCAGCCUUCACGACGAGCAGCCUGAGCAGCCUCAACACGCCGGGGGGCUACCACCUCUCCCCGUCCCCCGGGGACCCCUACAGCCAGCAUGAGGCCCACUUCGAGCCCUGCCCGGCCGCCCAGCACAACUACAACUACCCGGGCUCCAACCCGGGCCAGAACCCGCAGAGCGACGGGGGGACUCCCAACUGCUCCUCGUCCUCCAACAACUCCACUCCCAACGGAAAAACCCUCGUGAAGAAGAACCCCAAAGUGGCCACCAUUAACGUGCAGUUGGAGAUGAAAGCUUUAUGGGACGAGUUUAAUAUGCUGGGCACGGAGAUGAUCGUUACCAAGGCGGGCAGGAGAAUGUUUCCAACUUUCCAAGUGAAAAUAUUCGGGAUGGAUCCCAUGUCAGACUACAUGCUGCUGAUGGACUUCCUGCCCGUAGACGACAAACGUUACAGGUAUGCUUUUCACAGCUCCUCGUGGCUGGUCGCCGGUAAAGCGGACCCCGCCACGCCGGGCAGGGUGCACUACCACCCGGACUCUCCGGCCAAAGGCGCGCAGUGGAUGAAGCAGAUUGUCUCUUUUGAUAAACUCAAGCUCACCAACAACCUGCUGGAUGACAACGGCCAUAUCAUCCUGAACUCCAUGCACCGAUACCAGCCCCGGUUCCACGUGGUCUAUGUGGACCCCCGCAAGGACAGCGAGAAAUAUGCCGAGGAGAAUUACAAGACUUUUGUUUUUGAGGAGACCCGCUUCACAGCAGUCACAGCCUACCAGAACCACCGGAUCACGCAGCUGAAGAUAGCCAGCAAUCCCUUCGCAAAGGGCUUCAGAGACUGUGACCCAGAGGACUGGCCCAGGAAUCACAGACCAGGCUGUCUGCCAAUAAUGAGUGCUUUUGCCAGAACAAGAAACCCAAUGUCGUCCCCGCCUCCGCAGAACGGCUCUGAGAAAGAGGACAGCAGAAGGGAGUACGAGCGGGACCCCAGCGGCACGCCCAUACACGGAGACCCGGCCCACCAGCUGAUGUCCCGGGUCCUCAGCCCCGCCCUGCCCGUCCCGGGGGGCCUCCACGGCGUCUCACUCUCCAGCGGCAGACCCAGCCCCCCCCAUGACCUUCGCCAAGACCCCCACGGUCUCCCGCCGGACACCCUGCACCACCACCCCUACAAGUACCCCACCACCUACGAACACUACCUGGGAGCCAAGACCCGGCCCUCGCCCUAUCCUUUACCCGGCAUCAGAGGACACACUUACCACCACCACAUGAACCCAGCCACGGCUAACAUGUACUCAGCCACCAGCGGCCCCUCUAACUAUGACUACGGGCCCCGGUAAGGAGCGAUGCAUUGUGGGAAAUGGAAACAGGAAAGGCAACACAGUCCUGUCUAUUGAUGGCAACCUGUGGGGUGCGUCCACCGCCUGAAACUCUGCUGGAUAAACCCCGUAUUUAUUUAAAGGAAAUGCAUCUCUGCGCUAAGCACCUGCUCUGAGUCCUUUCAGAGGCCUGCUUUGACCUUUGAACCCGAAUGGGAAAAGCUGCACGGCGAGCGGUGCGGACAUUGAGCCAGAAAACAGAGGAGGCAGGAGGGACCUCUCUUUAACACGGACAAUACCUUUGAUCACAGACUGGAAUUGAAUUUUUUUUUUGUGUUGGAUGCACUUUUUGAUUUGUUUGUAUUGCUUUCAAAAAAGCCAUAUGUUAUAUAGUACAUCAACCUUCUAGGUAGACGAGAUGUUUGCAUGUUGAGCUCAUCAGAGAAGGGUGUCGAAACACACCCAAAUGUUUUUGUUUGAGGUAUAAAAAAUAAAAGAAAUACAAGAUUUGAUUUUGAACAUCUUGAGCCGCUCUGAGAAGCUUGUACCAUGGCACUGACUUGCAGCAAUUCAAAGUAAAUAAAUGAAGCAGAAUGACUGUUCUGUAUCUGUAAAAUAAACAUUAAAUUCUUGUAAUUCA